Drosophila kikkawai is the source of this 2731-nucleotide messenger RNA. It is a transcript of the gene Nup93-1, whose product is annotated as Nucleoporin 93kD-1. Gene Ontology annotation, biological process: poly(A)+ mRNA export from nucleus; protein import into nucleus. Gene Ontology annotation, molecular function: structural constituent of nuclear pore. The record is from RefSeq and is a predicted model, not a curated record. Gene Ontology annotation, cellular component: nuclear pore. Lineage: Eukaryota; Metazoa; Arthropoda; Insecta; Diptera; Drosophilidae.
CCGCAGACUGGUCACACAGCGACAGAGCUUCGCGUGCGCCGCGUUUGUACAUUGUUUUCCCGGCUUUUCCUUCCUAUCCGCAAUGGAUCUGGCGGAGCUGCUGCAGCGGGCCCAGCGCCUGGCAAAUGACACCGAGAUGGAGACAGACCUGCCGCGCGUGGAGCGCACCUUGUCGCAGGUGCUGCAGGCCACCAACGAGUUGCACGCGCGUGUCACCCAAGCCGGCACCAAUGAUCUGCAGGCCCACAUCCUGCUCGGCUCCAAGGGCGUGGAUCUGCCCAAGCUGACCCAGAAGCUGGAGUCUCUCACCGCAAGCAAUUCCCUAGAGCCGCUCGAUCCCAUCGAGGACACCGAUGUCCGGGGCUAUCUCAAGAACGAGCGAGAGAACGCCAUACUGGCCGUCAUCGAUGAGGCCAAUACCAAUAUUACCACCACUGUGGAGCGUCAAAAGUGGCGCAGCGUGUACAGUGAGUGGGGAAAUAUGAAGGAAUCCCUGCUCAAUGCUCUGGUGGGUCCUAGCCAGCAGGAUUUCCCCGAUAUGCAGCGCCAAAAGGUGGCCACCGAGUUGCCCGACGAGCCGACUCCCUUCUCCCGUCUCAGUUACUUUGAGACUUUGUACGCCAAGGAGAUCACCUCCUACAAUGAAUCACACAUCCAGGGCGGUCAUCGCACCAAUUUGGUGGCCACCUUUGCUAAUUUGGCCAAAAGUUUUGAUGAUCCGCUGGUCACCGAAAUGUGGAAUGUGCUUUAUUGCAUGGCCAAUGAAACGCCCAUGUCGCGCAACAUUGAUCCCAUACAGAGCCGCCAGUCGGCUCCCAAGUUCAUACAGAAGGCGCGCACUUACCUGGAGCGACGCUACAAGAUCUACAUGAAUGCUGUCACCGAGAAGAACCUGGUGCUAGCCAAGCGCGGUGGCAUUCCCAGCCUCUACAAUCUGGUCUGCUCCUAUGUUGGUGUUGAGUUCCAGCACAGCCACUCCCUUACCGGCCUGCUGAAUGUUGACAACAAUGGCAAGCCCCUGUGGCCACAUGUCUACUACAGUCUGCGCUGCGGCGAUCAGGCUGCGGCUGUUCAGUUCCUCAAGGAGUCUGGCACCUGCCCGGAGCUCCUCAAGCUGAUGAUGCUGAAGCGUUUGGGGGACACCAGCACCUCGGAGAUAUCGUCAACUGCCAAGUUGGAGGGACAACUGAAACUGGAUUACAACAACAAGCUGCGCAUCUGCAGUGAUCCCUACAAGAAGGCUGUCUAUGCCAUCGUCUUGGCCUGUGAUCCGCACGACGGCCAUGGGGAACUGAUACGCACCAUUGAUGAUUUCCUGUGGAUGCAGCUUUCCAUUUUGCGGGAGCAGGAGAAUCGCGACUAUAACAUCGAGCAGCUGACCUACGGAGGCCUGCAGUCACUCAUACUGGAGAAGUAUGGCGAGAAUUACUUCAAUGCCAGGGAGAAGGGACCGCUAUAUUUCCAGGUCUUGAUCCUUACGGGACAGUUUGAGUCUGCCAUCGAGUUUUUAGCUCGCUCGAACAUCAUGCAUGCCGUUCACAUGGCCAUCGCCCUGAACGAGAUCUGUCUGCUGGGAACACCCAAGUCGGUGAUGCAGCCCCUGCUCAGCGCCGAGCCGGAUGAUCCGGCGCCCAUGAAGCGUCUCAAUCUGGUGCGUCUCGUGGUCAUGUAUGCCAAGGGCUUUGAGAAAACGGACACUGCCCAGGCCCUGCAGUACUAUUAUCUGCUGCGCCACUUCAAGACCGAGGACCGUGGCCCCAAUGCCAUGCUCACCUGCGUCUGCGAUCUGCUCGUGGAGAACUGCGACGACAAUAUGCUGGCGCUGAUAUUCGGAGAUGAGGACGAGGCCAAUUCCAAUCGCUUCACGGGCGGCAUCUUUGCCGAGUUCCAAACCAUGGACUAUGACAUGUACUCGCUGGCUGGGAUGGUGGGCGACGAGCUCUCCGAUCGCAGCAACUACGAGUCGGCCAUCAAGCUCUACUAUAUAGCCGGCCACCUGAACAAGGCCCUGCGUCUGGUGUGCUCCCUACUCUCGCAGGUGGUCCAUCAGCCAUCGCGUCCGGGCAGCAUGCGAGAGCGGCUGACGCAUGUCAUCCAGCGUCUGGAUGCGUCGCUGGUUGAGCGCAAGACGGACGUGCAGUCCCACGUGAUGAUCACAUACACCACACUGGCGCGUCUGAUGGAGUUCUUUGAUCUUGUUCACGCCGGGAAGACACGCUUGGCCUCCGAAAUCCUGACCAACAAUCGCCUUGUGCCGUCCAAUUCCACCGAAGUCGACGAGUGCGUGACGAAUCUAAAGCGCAUGGGUCCGGAGAUUAACAAGGUGCUGCCCGACGUCAUCAUGGAGGCCAUGAAUAUUGUGUAUGCCGAGUAUUUGGAGCAGCGCGGCGGCGGUGGCCCGGAUAGUGGCAACGUCGUCGACGACACGCAGAAUGAGAACCGAGAGGCUGUCCUCCAUCAUCUGCGGGGCAGGGCCAAGGCCCUCACCAAUAUGGCGGCCAGUGUUCCCUACCGCAUGCCAGCUGCCAUCAAUCAGCGUCUUGUCCAACUGGAGAUCCUCAUGCUCUAAGGCUGGCCGGGACCCCUUUUCCCUUUAUAUAUAUGUAAACACACGAAGAAGAGAGAUAAUAUGAAAUUAUCUAGUUAAAUUUUUUGUUCACUUUAUUAUUUAUGAUUUGCUACGUUUUGCUGAAACAGAAAAUGGUUUAAAUUAAAGGAAAUUCCUUGAAAA